AUGAACAAUAGUAACAAUUCCUCUUCCUCCACCACCUCGGCGGCCAUAAUCAAUUCCAGUUCCAGUAGCAGCACCACAGCAAACGGCAGCAACAAAAUAUGCAGCAGCAAUACCGGCCAUCAUCAUCAGCAACAACAAUAUCCGGCUGAAAUGACUGGGGAAUCACAAACAGCGGCAGCAGCAGCAUCAGCAGCACUGGCAUCUUCUUCAGCUGCCCAUAGCAGUUCCAGUACCGCCGAUGAAGAUGAGACCAGUGCAUUACUGGCGGUAGCAAUGAUGAACAGUGUCAAAGAGGGUCUGGGUUCUGCCAUGCUUCAACAUUUGUGGUCCUCAAUGGCUGCAGUUUCCAAGCAACCGUAG
Messenger RNA from Musca domestica (house fly), 360 nucleotides. RefSeq lists its product as uncharacterized. The record is from RefSeq and is a predicted model, not a curated record. Bases 1 to 360 code for a protein of 119 amino acids. NCBI's taxonomy places the organism in Eukaryota, Metazoa, Arthropoda, Insecta, Diptera, Muscidae. The transcript has a single exon.